This is a messenger RNA of Peronospora matthiolae, 720 nucleotides long. Lineage: Eukaryota; Oomycota; Peronosporomycetes; Peronosporales; Peronosporaceae. The record is from the annotation of a GenBank genome assembly.
AUGUCUUCGCGCCCUCUCCCACGCCCAUCUGGUGCUGGUAAAAGCAUUCCAGCUGCUGCCCAGACUGGUCGUAGCUCUGGUCGCCCUAAACUCUCUGCCGCUUCACCGCCUCGCCGUGUUGGUCGCUAUGUCCCCGCUGACUCUCUCUUCCAGGCUCUAGAGGAGGCUGCAGCCAACAAUGCGCCAGUGGCGGACUUUCGUGCCAUCGCCAUGCGGGACGUCCAGCGUGCCCGCGUCGCCGUGUCUGAAAAAUUCAAGCUCUUCAUUCCUUGUGGCGCUGUCGCUGGAACCUCGCAGCUGGAUGAGAUAAUGCUAUCCAUUCAUACCGAGGACCAGACAGCGCUCUGGAAGGACUCCCUUCCUACGUUGUGCGACUUUAUUCGUAUCCCGUCGAAAGGAAUUCGAUUCACGUGCACGUCUCGCGACGUGGCAGUGAAGCUGGGUGGCUCGACGGUGCGUUUGUUUGGUAAUACGCACAUCAUCAAGAAGUUCAGCCUGUACGAGCGGUUGUACACGCUCAACCUGACCCGAAUCCCUUCUGACCUCGAUGACUACGUCAUCUACGACUUCUUCGCCAGUCGUGGGCUCUACGUCUUGAUCACUGCCACCCAUCAGGUAGGCGACAUGAUCUCGCGUGAUCGUACUAUCUGGUGUACAACGCAGGACUGCCCUACUGAACUUCUUCUUCCUGACGGUUCGGCUAUACGGAAGAUCUUCUAA